Pseudonaja textilis is the source of this 2553-nucleotide messenger RNA. RefSeq names its product bone morphogenetic protein 7 (gene BMP7). NCBI's taxonomy places the organism in Eukaryota, Metazoa, Chordata, Lepidosauria, Squamata, Elapidae. Gene Ontology annotation, cellular component: extracellular region. Gene Ontology annotation, biological process: BMP signaling pathway. The record is from RefSeq and is a predicted model, not a curated record. Gene Ontology annotation, molecular function: cytokine activity; growth factor activity.
CCUCCCGGCUCGUCUGGAUCUUCCUCUGGACUCUGGAGCUGCGGUGCGCCCUGGCGGACUUCACCCUGGAGAACGAGGUGCACUCGAGUUUCAUCCACAGGAGGCUCCGGAGCCAGGAGCGCCGGGAGAUGCAGCGGGAGAUCCUGUCCAUCCUGGGGUUGCCCCACCGGCCGAGGCCCCACUUGCACGGCAAGCACAACUCGGCUCCCAUGUUCAUGCUGGACCUCUACAACGCUAUGUCGGUGGAGGAAGAGGGCCCCAGCGAAAGCGGCGAAGGCUUCUCCUACCCUUACAAGCCUAUCUUCAGUACUCAAGGGCCACCCCUGGCCAGCCUGCAGGACAGCAAUUUCCUCACCGAGGCAGAUAUGGUCAUGAGCUUCGUGAACAUGGUGGAACAUGACAAGGAGUUUUAUCAUCAGCGCAGUCAUCGUCGCGAGUUCCGAUUUGAUCUCUCUAGGAUCCCCGAGGGUGAAGCAGUAACUGCAGCUGAGUUUCGAAUUUACAAGGACUACAUUAGAGAACGUUUUGAUAAUGAAACAUUCCAAAUCGGUGUCUACCAGGUCCUCCAAGAACAUCCAGGAAGGGAUUCAGAUUUGUUCUUACUUGAUACUCGUACAAUUUGGGCUGAAGAAGAAGGUUGGCUAGUAUUUGAUAUUACAGCAACUAGUAAUCACUGGGUGGUAAAUCCACAGCACAAUCUUGGCCUACAGCUAUCAGUGGAGAGUAUAGAUGGGCAAAGCAUUAAUCCCAAGUUCGCUGGUCUCAUUGGAAGGCAUGGUCCACAAAACAAGCAGCCAUUUACGGUGGUCUUUUUCAAAGCUACUGAAUUACGUUUCCGAAGCAUCCGUUCUACAGGAGGCAAACAGCGGAACCAAAACCGUUCAAAGGCACCUAAAAAUCAAGAAGCCUUUCGAGUGUCAAAUCUUGGAGAAAACAGCAGCAAUGAUCAGAGGCAAGCUUGCAAGAAACAUGAACUCUAUGUCAGUUUCAGGGAUCUUGGCUGGCAGGACUGGAUCAUCGCUCCAGAAGGUUAUGCUGCUUAUUACUGCGAAGGGGAAUGUGCUUUUCCACUGAACUCUUACAUGAAUGCAACAAAUCAUGCUAUUGUACAGACACUGGUUCACUUUAUAAACCCCGAUACCGUGCCGAAGCCUUGCUGUGCCCCAACACAACUCAACGCCAUUUCUGUUCUCUACUUCGACGACAGCUCCAACGUCAUUUUGAAGAAAUACAGAAACAUGGUGGUCCGAGCCUGUGGCUGCCAUUAACAGCCUAGUCAGAAAAGCUAUAUCGGGAUUUCAAAAUGUGCAGACUGAAUUGUUUUUAUAAAAAAGAGAGGUUUUUUUAAAAAAGAAAAAAAGAGGAAAAAAGAAAAGAAAAGAAAGCUAUCGUAGGAAGAAAAUUUCGAAAUGGGCCAAAGGUUCAGGAAUUAUUUUUGAGAUGCAAAUGCUGCUUUGAGCAAAGUUGGCUUUAGAUUGCACAGGAGCAUCUUGAAGGAAAAUAAGGAUGAAUUCUAGGAGCAGAUUUUUUUUUCUCUGCAAGUGCCUUGUCAGGGAAACAGACCUCUUUUAUUUCUUACUUUUCUUUUCUUUUUUAACAAGAAAGCUAUUUGAGAUGUAUAUGAAUGAGGAACAUAUCCAUGGACAGGUUUAUAGAUUUCCUUCCUAAAGAAAUGCACCACAUGAAUUAAAAUGUAUGAAUGAAUUUAUCUGAAUCCACUGGCUAUCUCGACCACAUUACAAGGAAGAUGUGAAUUUUGACUUAUUUUUAAAACAAAAAUUCCAUGGCCUUACAUGUUUGAGAUGUUCCCUGCCAAGGCAGCUAUAAAACUUUUGCAGUGAUUCCAGACACUGAACAUUAUGUAUAUACUGUACUUUUUUCAGCUGGAUCUCCUGUUUCCUAUUCAAAACAAGCAGGCAGCAUUAUAAAUCCAAGAAUCAGGGCUGUACAUAAUAUCCUUGUAUGGCCAUACAUAGUGUUCCAUAUACAAGCACAGAGACAGCAAGAUAAAUGGCAUACAGAUUUGAGCUGCAGUUGGCUGUGUUUAGUGUAAUUCAUGGAAUUGCACAAUUAAGCUUCUGCUGUUUGAGAAAUUCUGACAAUAGCAUUCACUAGAAUACGGACAAUAAAAUUUGCCAAUCUUAUUUCCCAAGUCACAGUAGCAAACAUGCAGAUUUACUCUAAUAAUUGUUUAAUCACUUUUGGGGGCAAGAUUUGUUCUUUUCCUAUGCUUUAAUCCAACUUGAUAGGCAAGAGAAAAGUCUUAACUACUCGGAAGAAUGAAUUUCUUAAAAGUGCAGGAACAAUGCAUUCAGCCAAUAUAGAGAUAUUUUGUUUCUGAAAAGUGCCUUCUCCCGUUUCUGUUUUGGCAAUGCUAAUUUAAAUCUUCUUCUAAUCUGGGAGGGAGCAGAAAGGUAUAAAAAGUCAAUACAAUAAUUGCCUUUGAAUUAAAAGGCUACCAUUUUUGAAGCCAUGUUGGUCAGACUAAUCUGGAUGAAGAGGUAGACAGCUUGUCAAUGACAUGGAAUUGCAACUCUGUUAAACAGUGGUAAG